Messenger RNA from Paramecium tetraurelia, 1776 nucleotides. RefSeq lists its product as uncharacterized. The transcript is spliced from 7 exons. NCBI's taxonomy places the organism in Eukaryota, Ciliophora, Oligohymenophorea, Peniculida, Parameciidae. The record is from RefSeq and is a predicted model, not a curated record. Gene Ontology annotation, molecular function: GTPase activity; GTP binding.
AUGAUUGAUCUUGACCAAAUCAAAUUGGAAUAAAUAAAUGAUUUUAAGGCAAUCUAAUUGGUUAACUUUGUGUCAUAAAAUAAUAAAUUUGAAUUAAAUAGCGAAGCAGCUUAGUUUUUAAGUUAAUUGAGAGGAAAUAUAGCUUUUGUUGUCGUUUGUGGCAAAUACAGGACAGGGAAGAGUUUUCUCUUGAACAAACUCAUCGAUGUAUAGAAUGAAGGAUUUUAGGUUAGUCCAACAACGAAUUCUUGUACCCAAGGAAUCUGGUUAUACACAAAACCUGUGAUUAAUAAGCAAAGCAAUCUUCAAAUCUAUUUUUUGGACACAGAAGGCAGUGAAUCAGGAGUGAAAUCACAAACUCAUGAUGCCAAGAUUUUCGCUUUGGCAAUUUUAAUGAGUAGUACUUUUAUGUUUAAUUCGAUUGGCUGCAUUGAUGAGCAAUCAAUUAUUCAACUGCAUCUAACUACAUUGCUAUCGAAGAACAUUCAAGUUUAGGAUCAUGAUAACAGUAAUAAUGAAAAUAUAUUGGGUUACUAUACUCCAAAAUUUAUGUGGUUAUUGAGAGAUUUUGUGCUUGAAAUGAAGGAUGGUUAAAAUAGAAAGAUCACACCCAAAGAGUAUCUGGAGUUAGCCUUGCAUGAUGAUCGUUAAUAUCAAAGUGAGAAUUCAAAAAAAGUCAGGAAGACCCUGUUAACAUGUUUUAAAGAUAGAAAUUGCUUUUAAUUCGUUAGGCCUGUUAUUAAUGAAAACGAAUUGUAGAAGGUAAAUCAAUUACCGAACAAUCAAUUAAGAGAGGAGUUUCAAUAAUAAGUAACUCAACUAAGGGAAUACUUGCUGAAGAAUACAUCUCCUAAAUAAUUAAAUGGAGUUAACUUAAAUGGCAGGAUGUUCUGUAAGAUGAUUGAAACUUUCAUAACUAAUUUUAAUAAGGGGAAGGUUCCAAUCAUAUCUACUGCUUGGGAACAUAUUGUAGAAACUGAAUGCCAAUAAGGCUUGGCUCAGGCCAAAUAAUUGUAUGAAACUAAUCUUAAGAAAUACUUUGGUUCUGAUGAAGCCAAGUCUUUUGAAGAGAUAUUUUAAAUCCUGAAAAAAAUUAGAGAUGAAUCCUUUCAAACGUUUCAUUAUAUUGCAGGCAUAAGGGAAAAGAAUAACCAUUUUGAAGAAUACAAGAAAAAGCUAUUAGAUUUCAUGACUGAAAAAGAAAAUCUAGCAAUUAGAUUGAAUGAUGAUAUGAAUAAUACGAAGAAUGAAGAAGUUAUUGCUGAGGUGUCUUAGAAAUUGAAGGAAAAUCUGGAUCAAGAAACAUUUACGAUUGAUAAUUUAGAAGUUUUCUUUUAACAUUUCAAUGAAUUUUUAAAUGCUUAUGAUAAAAAAUCAGCAGGAACUGAAAAGGCUAAUACAUUGAUACAUUUUUUAUAGAAUCAUCAUCCUAUUAUAGUAAAAUAGUUAGUUAAUUCUGUUGUGCAAAAGUAUAGCAAAAAUAAGAAUUAAGCAGAGGAGGAGAAGGCAGUGCAAUAGGUCAAGGAGAAACAAUUGUUGGAUAAUAUUAAAAUAUUAGAAUAGAACAUUGCUUAGCAUGAAACAAAAAUUAAGAAAUUGGAUCAAGACAAAGUAUAGUUGGAAGCAUAAAAAAAACAAUUAUCAGAUUAACUCAGCAAAUUGCAAACUGAAAAUAAAACUAUCAGAGACAAUAUUAAGGAUGUAGAUGAGUUAUAAAAUAUGAUUGCCCAAAAAAAUGAAGAAAUACAAGGACUUAAAAAAAUCAUUUCUGUAUGA